Porites evermanni is the source of this 17094-nucleotide messenger RNA. NCBI's taxonomy places the organism in Eukaryota, Metazoa, Cnidaria, Anthozoa, Scleractinia, Poritidae. The record is from the annotation of a GenBank genome assembly.
GUUCGAACGGAACGCGAGUGAGUGAAGAAGAUGGCGGAUCCAUUGUCGCUUCUUCGCCAGUACAACAUCAACAAGAAGGAGAUUAUAGAAAGGGCAGAUGAAAUUAUAUUUGACGAGUUUUCAUUCUUGAGGGCUGCAAAAACGAAUUAUGUCAUCUUCAAGUGAGUAGAAUGCCGUUAGACCUCUCGGAAAAGUGAAAGAAUAUUGGUCGGUUGUGUACCUAAACAAGUCUCAUUUGUGAACUUAACUUUCAUUCAGAUCCCAGCCGAAGGAGUAUUAUACCUUGGAGUCUUUGUUAUUCCUUUUGAAGAAUGUUCACUUAUCUCAUCCAAUCUACGUACAGCGUGCAGCGGUAAGCCAAUACUUUAAUUUUACGUGCAAUUACAAGCUGUGUAAAAACUAAGCUUAAGCCUAAUUUACUAUUUUUCAGUGCUAAGGUUACAGCUGUAGCUUGAAGUUGAAGCUCUCUCUUGCUUCAAUUGAUCCAAUUUAUGAAAUAAAUCAUACCAAAUACAUAGUCGUAGUUUAGUCGUUUAUGGUGCUCUGUUAAUCAUGCUUUCAUUAAAGUUGCAUUUGUAGUUAUCGCUCAGUAAAUUAGUACACGCCAAUGAGAUAAUACCAGUUACUGAUCUGACAAUUUUUUCAUGUAAGCAUUGAUUAUUGCUCAUAUUUUACAGCUUUUGCUAGAAUGAGAUUAUUAGUUUGCUGUUCUUGUUCUUCAGAGAAAGCGUUAUUAGUACCUGAAUUGGCUCAAUGAAUUUGCAUCUCCCAGAUUAAUUUACUGUGUGUUUUGUUAUCUUUUUAGGGAACAAAGAUUCCUGUUGUGAGGUUACCAGACAGAAAGGUCUGUAUUCUUGGUGGUUUAUUUUUUUAUAAGAUAAUGCUAGGCUUUGAUAAAUGCUGUGUCUGAAAGAAAUUUUUUGCGUUGAUUUUUCAAAACAAUAAAUUUCAUUUACUCUGCGUGCCCUUGGUACAGAACAGAUACGGCAAUUACAUUAACAGGCUGUCAUAAAAAGCACCAAACAACUUUGUGAAAAUAAAAAGUUUGAGUCAUGAGCUGGAGUGAAUCAGAGUCGCAAGAUUCAAAACAUGUUCAUUUCCUCCUGACUGCCCCGCCCUACACCCUUCGAGCUUAGCCACCUUUUGUGUUUUUCUUGUUAGAGGAUGAGAAAAGCAGGCUCUGCCUGAAUCAUGUCAAGCCGUUGAAGAACUUCUGGACUACUCUAUCUUGUUUUCUCUAAUCAGACAGUGAAACUGUUUUUUUGCGAGUAUGAACAUCUGUUUCAUUACUGAGCCUGCUGUACCAAUUGCACAGCUAUUUGAUUUGGGUUGAAAACUGUAUCCAAGCAACAUGCAGUGCAUGGUCAACAAAGAUAUUACUCAAUUCAAAGUCUUUCUUUCCCAACUCUUGCAGAGUCUUUUUUGAGUACCCUAAAAUCAACCAUGUGAAAAAUACAUUGUAGGCUCUUCUGGAAGGGUGACCCCUGAUGAUUUUGUUUCUUGCCAUCAUUUGAAAACCUGCUUGUUGGAGUCAUAAGCAAACACCAAAAGGAUAAACCAAUAGAGAGGAGAAAUGUAAUGUCACAUUACCAUGGUAGCAAAAUUUCUGGAUCUCAAUAAUCUCUCUUGAUAGAGACAGCCAUUUGUGUUGUCGAACAAUGGAAGGAAAGUAUGGGCUACUGUUUUGUUCCUGAGUGCAAUCAUGUACAUGAAAAUCAUACGUGUCAAUGUCUUUAUUUUUUUUGCCAUAUUUGCAAGACUAUGGCUUGUUGAGAUCCAGAAAUUCUUCUACCAUGGUAAUGUGAUUAGACAAGGUUUCUCCUCUCUAUCACAAGUCUCAUCAACAGACAUAUAAUGAGUUUAGCUCUUCUGCUGCUGCUGCUGUAGGGUUAUCCAAGGUCCUCAUUUUAUGGAACAACGGUAGUGUACAAACAAAAAUAACUUCCCAUAAUUGUUUGUUUUAGGGAUUACUCAGCUACCUCAAUGGAGAGACAGGUGAAGUUCUUAGCUGUAAUUAAAUUGGAUAUGUGAAUGCUAGAUGUUCUUUAAUUUUUUGAUAAUGAAAAACAAUUUGCAUUAAAAUUUUUUGUGACACAUGCAGGCUUUGACACUUUUAGUCUUAACAUACAUGGGAUACUAAGCAAAUGUAGCAAGACUAAGGAUUAAAAAUCUAGAGCUUGUUGUAUUUUGCAUCCUUCUGAAUGGGGUCCCUGUAAACUGCAGGACUUACAGUAGCUGCAUGCGCAGCAGCUAAGUAUAUAUCCACGAAAACAAACUAAUAAUGGUUUUGGUUAUCUAAUUUGAAAAAAGCUGUUGUCUCCAUGAAAUAAAUACAGCAGGAUUGUGGAGGCUAUCAUUUUAUUAUCAGUGAUUGUGUAUGUUGCUUUGUUGUGUAAGAUUUUAUGUGAGACGUACACUGUAAUGUGAGCUGUGUUUUAGUAAUAUACUGUCUACUCUGUAUAUUUGUAUUUUUAGAUACCUCAAGUAGCAUUGACAAAAGUGUUCCACUAGAGAUGCCAAACCAGCGCUCUGCAAUUGCUCAAGCACAAGGUAACAUUACAUGUACAUAUACAUGCAUAAAUACCAGCGUGUAAACAACUAAUAUGAUUGGGCUUGAAGAUGAUGAUGUGAACAGCAGAAAUACAAAUUUAAGUCAAGAUAUGAUCAACACAGUUGUAAUAGAAGCAAUUGCAAAUUAACCCGAAAAAGUUUUCGGGGCUAUAACAGGAUUCAAACCCAUGGCCUCUGCAUUAGCUCUACAGUGCUCUAACAACUGAGCUAUGAAGACCCAUACAUUGGGAGCAGGCCAAUUUGUCCAGCUUAUCUUAACCUGCAUGAACCAUAGAGUGAUAAUGAUGUGGACUGUAGAAAUACAAAUCUAAAUGAAGAUACAGGGUUGUCAUUAAGAGCCAGGGGCCGGGGAUUUUCCCCGGCUACUAAGAGAGUGGCCCCCGGCCCCUUUUAUUGGAAAAUAGAAGAAAAAUAGAACCAAAAGAAAUCCCUAGCCUUUUGAUUCCCUGCCUACUUGUUGUAUUUACCCGACAACUUGAAAUCUUAGUGACAACCCUGCAAUUUAAACAAUUUAUUAUUGUUUAAAUUGCUAUUACAACUGCAGUGAUCAUAUCUUGAUUUAGAUUUGUAUUUCCACAGUCCACAUCAUUAUCAUUCUCUGUUUCAAAUAUUGCAAAUCAGUCUGGAAGAAAAAGAUUCAGGCCUCAAUGGGAUUCAAACCAUGGCUGUGCUCUAAUAGAAAAUGAAGGGGGCCCAAUGCUUUUAACUUGAGAAAUCCAGGGUGCUCAGCAUAAUAAAUUUGUUCAUUGUAUAAAUAAACUAAGAUUUUCUUGUCACCUAAGAGAAAGAGUAAGGAGCUAGGGACCACCAGGCGCUGCUAUAGUACAGCCCUGUGAACCAAUGGCCUUUGCAUUAGUGCUGAAGUGCUUUAAACAAUUGAGCUUGUUAAUUCUUCUUCUCACGAUAAUUACCUUGUUACUGAUUGUGAUGUGUUUGCUACGUACUGCUGGUGUUCUUAAGGCAAUGGUGUUAUUUAGCUACAUGGAAAUAUUAGAAGUAUUGUGGUUUUGAAAAUGAUUUUGAAAUUCGGACAAGACUUUCAAUUCUAUCUUCCCAAAAAGGGACCUCAUUCUUAGUACUCUGACUAUCUAGUGAGUUUUGCUAUGAGGGCUUAAAGGUGUUAUCUCUGUUGUUUUUGUAGCCGGCAUGUGACACUUUAUUGACAACAUCUGAAAAUGUUGUUGAUUGGCCAGUAUUAAAUCACAAUUGUCAUGGGCUGGAAGACCACGUGAUGUGGUUAAGAUGGACGGCUGUGUGUUUAAGUGCUCCGCGUAACAUUUCAAAAAUUUCUAAUGUUUAAGUGUGCCUUCUGCUUUCUUCUAUUUGUUUGGUUAUCUUGUUUCCUGUGUCAUGUUAUGCCUGAGUACUUGCCUUGUUUUAUGCUAGUUUAAAUUCUGUUUACUGUAUAGUAAUGUAUUCACUGUUAUUUAGUCCAUCUAUAUAUAAAUCUUGUUUUGUAAUAUGUCUUUAGCUCCCCCCGCCUCAAUUGGUUUAUAAGCUUUUUGCGGGUGGAAAAGUAAUGUAAUUAGUUAUUUUCCAAUUUUCAAUAAAAUUUGUUGUUGUUGUUGUUGUUGUUGAAAAACACAUCCAUCAUAAUUAUGUUUCCAUUCAGAUUUUGAUAUACUUUUUGCUAAUAAUGUUAUUCAAAGUAGUUGCUUCUUCUUUCAAUGGCCGACGUUUUUGGUUGGCUGUUAGUGCUUAUUGCAACCCCUGGGCUAUGAAAUAAAUUUUAGUGAAAAGUUUGUGAAGCUAAAGAGAACAUGACUCAAUUCCCAAUUAAGAUCUUCUGCCUUACUGCAGCUAAAGGUCACUUGCUUUGCAGUAGCAGUUACUUAGUGGUUGUUGUAACAUAUUAUUGUUUUAUUUACAUGACAGCAAAAAGACCAGGAGACGAUGCAGUUGGUGGAGAGUUUAAAAAGCCAAGAGUUGAGGUCAGAGUAUUGAGAAGAGCCUAUAAAUUUCACAGUGUAAAAUCUUCCCUACUAUUGCCUGAGUAAAUUGUAAAUCUUCUUGUUGUAGCAAUUCUUACUUAGCUCGUAAAACACUGUGAUAACCGUACUUUAACAUGUUGUUGUUGAUUUCUCUUUUUCAGACAGAACAGUUAAGACUGGAUAAGGUAACACUUCAGAUAUACAAUGUACAUGUUACCGGUCGAAUUUGAUUUCAGGUUAAAAUUUUUUAACCAGGUUCAUUUUCAAUUUCCUUUGUCUUCUAGGGCUAGGGGAAAUUGGAAAUUGAUAAUCAGCCUAGGUUUUUAAAAUCAAAAUUAACCUGAAAUCAAAUUUGACCAGUAACAUAUGUCAUAAAUAACUACAACUUUUUGUGAAAUAAAUUAUAAUGAGAAGAUCCACAAAUUUCAAACAACGUGAUUGAUUUGGUAGUGGGGAGCAGAGCAUGCCUUAAAAGUCCUUGAUUCUAUAGACUGGGGCUAACACUAAAUGUUUUUAAGAAGUCAGGUAUAGGAAAUUAGUUUGUGGGGAAUUGAACAGCUACAUGGGAAGUUCUUUUUGGUUCUAUUUUAUUUUUGUUUCCUAUGAAAGUAGCUGAGUGUACUGCUCAGACAGAAUUGUUGCAUCAAAGUACAUACAAUCAUGGACAUGUAUGCCACUCAAAAUGAGCUCGCAACCAGCAAUUUUGCCGCUUAAAGUGUAGUAUUUGCCAGCUACCUUACACUUAACCUCUGAAAAGUUAAGUGAGACUCACACAGCAUAAAGCUGUAAUUGCUAUAGUUUGUGCAUCUACCUGCUACUGCCAUUAGCCUGCUUAUUAUUGCAAACAUGGAUGCCAGGCAUCAAUUUACAGAGUAUCUGCAUAUUGAUUUUCUUUUUUAAUUAAUAGAAAAGGUUGGAGGCUCGACUUGAAGGGCACAAAGAGGGUACUGUCACCACAGAGCAGAUCCGGUGAGUGGACUGUAUUCAAAUUUAAUGUCAUUCUGUGUGCUAAUUUAACACCUGCAUUCAGGUCAGAAGUACACAUCCAAACAAAAGGUGCUGCUAAUUUUGUUACCAUAUGCUGGAGUAAAAGCUUUUCUUUAGAGCAUUUCAAACAGUAUUCUAUUACAACACUCUCACCUUGAACUUGCUGAAUAUAUUCAGUUAUGGUAGAGUUGACCAAGCACCUUCAGAGGAAAUAGAAUAUGGCAUUAGGCUAACCGCACAAAUUUUCAGUGUGCAAGUGGGAGGGUGGGCUGUUCUGUGUUCCUUCUUGCCACUGAUCUGAGAAUAAGUGGAGUAAAGGCUUUGCGGCUAUUUUAUUGUCACCCCUAGGGACCAUUACUCCCCAGUCUGGUUAUUUCUAGUCCCCCAAGCAUUAGCAGGGGGUUCUAGCUUUUGCGCUUUGUUUUCAAUUAUUGUGAAUAGUGUCAAGGUAAGCUUUUGUUGUAGUCAUGUACUUCUAGUGUUUGUUCUACUGCCUUCAGAUUCUCAUAAAAUAAUGUAAUUAGGGAAUAACUAAGUGGAAUAUUUUAAUGGUUCAUCAUAAUCAAUAAUAAUUUAUUGCUAUUUAACUUUAAUCAAGGUUACUACAUGUACAUUUACACUGUAUACGUUGUAAACAUGUAUCAGGUUCUUCUUGGAAUCUGCCUCACAAUAAUAAAAUAAUAUUCUUGUUUUUAAUGUUAUUCUUGUUUUGUUGUUUUUACCUUACAUAAUGUAGGUCCCUGAGUGAUGCUAUGUCUGUUGAGAAAAUUGCAGCCAUCAAAGCCAAGCGUCUGGCAAAGAAACGGACAACCAUUAAAGUGGAUGAUGACCUGGAAGCAGGCGUCUUGGUAUGGAAACAAUGACUAGGGAGGGGAGGGGAGGGAAGGGAGGGAAGAUUUUGGCAUUUAAAUCUUAUCUAAAAGAUGCUUGCUCCUCCAUUAUAUGUACACUGUUUUGCCUUUUGUUGGUCUUUGGAAAUGAUAUUGAUUUAUCAAUUUUUAGGAACAAAGAUUUUUUGUGGAUGCAGAAGUUGACGUAACAAGAGACAUUGUUAGUCGUGAGCGGCCUUUACGAACACGGACUUCAGUCCUGCAAAGUUCUGGCAAGGUUUGUCAUCGCAUCAAUAAUUGACUAUUUUUCAUUUCUGAUAAUUAUCCCCCCUCCCCUCUUUCAUUAUUGUAGAUUGUUGAUCGCAACAACAAAUACAUUCCUUGCAAUUGAUUUGUAGCAAUUUCUAAAGAAUGUGCUAGCCAUUCUUCAAUCAGUGAAAGCCCAGGAAGAAGGAAAAGUCAAGCAACUACAAAACCAGGAUCCCUUUUCUUCUGCUGUAAGUUAUCAUUCUCCUGCAUUAUUUUUCACUAAAAAACAAAAUUAUUUUUCAAGUUCAAGAAAAAAGACAGAAAAAACUUGGAUCUUGACGAAGACGUGAAAAGAUGUACAGAUGUAAUUCUAUUUUCAGGAUUUUGUGAGGAUUACAGAAAGGCAUUCUUUGCAGUUGAUGAACUUUUAACACAAAAACACCCAAAAACAAGUAAUUAAUAUAACCAGCAAUGACUUUUCAUGGCCUGUAGAAGAAGCUGAAGAUAUUAAGAAGUGUGACGUCUGUAAAUAUUGUAUUGCUCAGGGAAUUUUUAGUCUUUGAAUUCCCACAUUCAGACUUUCUUUUCUCAAGUUGCGUAUUUAUUUGUGGUGAUCAUCUCUGUAUUUAUUUGGAAUUUUCUUUAUUUGAAAGACUGGCAAUCCUGUUACAACAAUAGUCUUGCUACAUUCACCUGCACCUAGCGGUCCCCUAGCUAAGUCAUCUUUUAAAUUUGCUUACUUUCAUCCAAAAAGGAAGCCAGGAAGAAGCCAGCAACACCAGUUCCAUACAACAGAUACGAUCAAGAGAGAUUUAGAGGAAAAGAAGGUAUUUAAUGAAGCCAUGUCUACAUGUACAUUAUACAGAGCAAAAGCAUUUUGACCUUCACUCAUUGUCACCCGCACUCCGUAACCUUUGGUUAUUACUAGUAUAGUGUCAUUAAUGUUUGUUCUUUCUUUUUUGUCCGUAGAAACUGAGGGAUUCAAGAUUGACACCAUGGGAACAUAUCACGGUCUCAGUUUAGAGUCUGUGAAGGUGAUGAUUUGGAAACUUUGCAGUUUUCAAGUGUAUUAUCAGGUUUAACAACUUGAGGCAAAGCCACGACGGCGAGUUUUUUGAAUGGCUUGAAAAUCUCUGAUAUAGGUCAACUCAUUCUUGCACUAAUAUUUAGAUUUGGGGUUAUUUUGGUCUAAAAAACUGGACGUAAAGCUUAGCCGUGUCUUUGUCAGAUGUAAAGACACUCAUUAAACAUUAAUUUCUUUUGUUUUUUCUUAAUGAAUUAUUAAUUCAGUUUUGAAUAAAUUAUUGUAUUUGUAAAUGCUAUAAUGUGCGAGAUUAUCCUUUAAUUAGAAGAUUUUUGAAAGUGUGUGGUCACGUUAGUGGAGUGGUGGCCAGAGGUAGCCCAAGCUCAAAGUAUGGACCUCGGCAGAGUUGAAUAACCUUAAAAACAUGUGUGUUCAUUCCCUCCUCUCCUUGUCUGUUACUUGUUUAGAGCAGCUUUGAAUGAAUGAAAUGUUUUGCUGACUGGACAUUAUCCUUUUUCUUCUUCAGGAGGGUGUCCAGAAGCCAGCAAGGAGAGUCUUACCCAGUCCCUCACCUCAUACACAACCCAGCCGGACACCCAGACCUGGUGAGUACUGGACCCUAGUAGAAACAUCUCAGCUCUUUUGUGAUUUUUGAGUCAACAAUUGUUUUGAUAAUACAUGUUGAAGAAGCAACUAACAAUAUUGUUUACAUGUAUUUUUUUCCGUCAGUUCCACAAAAGCCUGCUAAACGAGGUAGGAAAAUUUGAUCAUCUGUACACCUUCAACUUUUAAAGAUAAGAUGAGAACUUUAUUUGAGUAUCAAUGUAUAGUGUAUUCACUUUAGCACGACGACACUAUUUUUACGUCCCCUAUAAAUGGAUACAAGACCACCAUUGUACUUGGUCAUCCCAGCCACGUGAAGGUCUAGUCAAGGCAGUACCUUUAUUACUCAGUUAUUUUAAGAACCUUGUAUUGGUCUGGGCCUCCCACUCCACAGUCACAUGCUCUACCAACUGAGCUCAACAAGCUGCAGUCAAAAACAGUCCUAUAUAUGUAAUGAUGAUCCAUAUAACAUAGCUAGAAUUUUCAUGUAAUCAAAAUAUAUUUUUUUUCAAUGAAAUGACCCUAACCAUUUUUUUGCCUCUUGUAAGCCCUCUCCUGUAAUUUUAUCACACUAAAACCAUAAAAUGACCAUUUUUUUCCAGAAUCACGCACACCAAUAAUUAUAAUCCCAGCUGGCACGACCUCUCUGAUAACACUUUACAAUGCUCAGGAUCUUUUACAGGAUUUCAAGUGAGUUCAUUUUUUCCUUAUAAUUUAGACUAUUAGGGGCUAGAGAGUUCUAUGUACUUCAAAACUGAUAAAAAAAUACAAGUUUUGUCAUGUGUCUAUUCUAUUCAUAUGCUUAGGUGUCUAAUACAAUUAAGCAAAAACAAAUUCUUUUCGAAGUACUUUUUAGAGUAUGAACAGGGUGUAAAAUGAAAGGCAAUCUGAUUGCUACGCUGGCUAACAACUUACUGAUUAGUUUUAUCAUCGCUCUGCCAACUUAGCUUUGAAGCUUAAUGGGAACACAACCUCUAGCACUCAAAUUCCAUCUCGGAGUCAGUUUUCUGUCCCUGCAUUUGUGUCUUAAGUGUUGUGCAACUCAACAUCUACUUUACUCUUUGCACAAGAAUGAUAUCCAUUAACAAACUAAGACCAGGUUGUAACGUCGCAUUUCAUAAAAUUGUUUCGAAUUUACAUCGCAGUGAGAAAAGUCUGUUGUUCUUGCCCAUUUUCAUUAGAUUUGACACAUGUGAAAUGCUUAAGUGCUACCCUGGUUCCCGAGGUUUUUCUUGAAAUUGUUCUCCGCGCAAAAUGCAACGUUUGAACCGGGCCAAGAGUCGCUCUGGUGACUGCACUCAUUGCUUUGAGUCGGGACACUCAUUGUAUCAGCGAAGUCCUGUGGACAUAGCCCUAACAUUCUUCAACUUACUUCUAAUUGUCUUAUAGAUUUAUUAGUUCUGAAGAAAAGAAGAGCCAAGGUGCAAGACGUGAAAAUGAGGUUCUUAUUCAGCGAAGGAAAGAAAUUCAUCAAGCGCAAGCUGCACCUGGGGCCACACCCACUACUGUGACUGUACCAUACAGGGUUAUAGAUAACCCUACACGUCUACAACCUAACGACUGGUAAGUAAAAUGACAAGGGUGUUCAAUAGGUUGUUUACCAUCUUCAAAAAGCUUCCGGCAAAUCCGGUUGGAAAGUAAGUGGCACAGGACUUUUUAGGUUGUUUGCGAGAGCAAUGGAGAAUAUGAAAAAGUAGUCCUGUUUUUCCGGACGGUAUGUUUUAAACGGAAAUUCGUGUUCCAUAGAUUUAAAGCCAUCUUUGGUACCAGUUUCAUGCCUUCGUGGCCGUCUUUCGGUUAGUGGAACUUAUUUGUACAAAUGGUAGACAGGAUUUCGUGGCGAAAUUUACCAGUCCUUAAUUUUGCUUACCAGUUAACCAAACCGUGAACCGACCGGUCUCCCCCAACCUCGUUCCCAGGGAGAGAGAACCUGAGAACGAGGUUGCGGUCUGCCCGUGCAAAUGGUAAACAAUCACGAGUUCAAUACACGUUGAGAGCCGAGCUUGUGUUAGACUUGUUGAGAAACGAUACAUAGUUUUAAUAAAAAGUAAUGAUUGCACUUCUCUUCAAGACGCCAUUUGUGAAGGCAAUUUUAUCCGUCUAUGAAGAAUUUUAACAGUAAAGAAGCUAAUUUCUUUGGGAGAAUGAAAAACAUUUUACUAAGAACAAUAUUUUAUUUAUAUUUGCUUGCUAUCGUUUUUUACAUUAUCUUGUUCAGUUUUUUCCGCUGGCCUUAGAAGCUGACUCGAUCCCCGCCAGUCGUCUUGGUAACAAGCACGGUAGCGGAAGCAGAGGGUGAUGGAAAGGGAGAAGAGAAGAAGUCUCUCUCCGUCGCUUUCCUCCUUCCCAUCUAACCCUGCGCGCCACCAACGGAGAAAUGAGAGACAACUGGGAACGAGUCAGCCCCAGAAGUUUGACCACAGAAUUGACCACAGAAGACCUAACAGAAGACCGGAAGUGCACCCAGUCUCCCUCGUCAUUGAUAAUCCAAGAUGGUGACUCCACGCAAAAAAAUUUCCUUAAAAUACUAAGCGCGUGCUCGCCACCCAAAAAUAUGCCUUCACUGCAGGCUAGAUUAUAAUUGAUGGAGAUUCAUCAAGCCUCUCUCUAAGGCUGUCUUUACUGUGUUUUUUUUGUUCGUUUAUUUAUUGUCCGCGGCAGGAAUCGUGUGGUAGCUGUAUUUGUUCAAGGGCCUGCAUGGCAGUUCAAAGGAUGGCCAUACACCUCACCAGUCGACAUUUUCACCAAAAGUGAGUUGUUCUCUUUCUUAAUGUUAUGAUUACUAAUGAAUGAUAAUCCACUGCGCGCAUGUACACUGAAGUAUUUAGGAAUACCUGUCGCUAUGUCUUGUUCUGCAAAAGAAAUAGAAUCUUUGAAGGGAUUCGAACCUAAUACUUUCUAGAUUAUCUUUUCAAAUGCUUUACUUUUGAGUUUUGGGUAACUCCUAUCGAGGGAGGUCAUCCAGUACAGUAAAUGUGAAAUGUCUGAGUUAAUUAUCUAAAUGAUAGAAAGAUUUUUUUUUUUAUCACAAAUAGAUUUAUGAAGUGUGGCGUCAUAAAAAUUAUUUUUGUGAAAUUAUUGGACUUGUCGGGAUAUUCAGCAAGAACAACAUCUAAAAGGCCAACAUACCGAAAACUAGCAUUUUGGGGCAAAUUGUCUCUUAAGAUAUUAGCCCAGUUAUGCGCUGGUCACUCCAUACUAGUCCUUCUAAAUUUGACUCUGUUUAUGACGUUAAGAACCAAGGCAAAUUAUUUUCAGUGUAUUUCACAACCAGAGAGUUUUCUUUUCAAUUCCUUUAGCUGGUUUCAUAUACUUUUGCAAGUCUUCGUGAGCUGGGCUGUAAAAAUGCCGUUAUACUCAACACUCCUUGGAUUUCAUUACCGGAUCAUUUGCAAUCAUUGAGUUGUAAACUUUAUUUCGUAGUGAAAGGUUUCUAUCUAAAGUACGAUGAAAUGAAGACAGACACUAAUGUGCAGAAAUGGGAUGUCCAGGUGUUAACGGUAAGUUCUUGCUGGCACUACUCUGUGAGCCUCUUUUUUACUUGUCCUACCACCUUGCCUAGUCCCUAGGCCUCAUUAAUCCGCGCGGCCAACUCGAUUCGGGUCACGUGGUCCAAGCGAAGAAGUGUGAAUUGACCGAGAAGGCCUGGGAAAACGCCGUAUAGGGACUAAGCAGACUAAGCACGUACCACCAACUCUACCAACAAACCUUCUUUGGACAAAUCUGUUGUCAUGACCACCAUCUCUUUUAGUAUGAGUGCUGAAACUCUGGUUGAGAAUUUUUUUUCUUCUUUGUGAUUAAAACAAUAGGAUCACAGCGAUCAUGGUAACAUAUAGGGGACCAGUUCCAUGGGUAGAGCUUAUCUUAGUAAACGAGAACGACUUAUCAGAGCGCAUGUUGUGUUUUGCUUCAUUUUCUAAUUGCGUACACAAGUUUAGCAUUAAGCAAAUGAAUUGCUGACCUUUUCUUCUGUUAGCUCUUUAAAAGAGGCUUGAAAAUAUGCUGUCACUAUCCCCCGUUACGUUAGACAUCAUUCAGGUUACGGCAAACUGCAUUGUAAAAACUCGCAACCACGAUUUUCAGCGCAAGAGAGCGAUGCAACAUUGUUGCGAGAUUUUGUCGAGUUGGUACAACAUUGUUUUCAUAUUGUUGCCUUAAAAAUCGUCGUAGCAAAUCGUCUCGUGUAACAUCACCUUAAUACAGACUUCUUCCCUUUCUUGGUUAUGCUGUCCUUGGCAGUGCAUGAAAAUAUUUUAUCGUGUCUUUCACCCUUAGAUCAGCCGAAAUAAAAGACAUCUGGAUAAAGCCUCAAUCAUUCGAUUCUGGGAAAUCCUAGACAAGUGAGUGGAAACUGACGGUCUUUACUUAAUAACACGUCUGUGUAAACCAGCCGGAUAUGGCUUUACUCUUGCCGUUCACCUGUAACCAAUAUUCCGCAUUGCUAUAAUUAUACGAAACACCUUUUUACUUGCAAAGAAGGGUCCAGUAGUAGAUGCUGGUAGCUGCACACCCACCCCUCCCCUAACCCAUCUUUAACGGUAACCUCUUACUUAGGGCAAAAUCUUGGAUUAAGGAGGGAUGGUGGGUACCGUAGGUGCAGACAGUUUCCCAGGACCUUCGCCGGAAGGGUAACCCUCCUAGAAGGAUUUUUGGUCCCGUUUGCAGGAAGCAGGGUAGUUGGGAUAGCCUCUGGUCUGUUUGCAAUAUUGGGGGUAAUUUUUUCUCCCAAACGGAUCAACUUUUUGCUGUACUGAACAUGUACGGGGUUUGAAAGGGAUUGUAAAGUGAUAACAUUAUUAGAAAAUCAGCAGCGAUAAAGCCCUCGUCUAAUAAUAAACGUUUUGACAAUAUAAUAAUGUAAUGGCGGGCAAUCUGUUUAACCCUUCUUGGGUGUUUGACCUGAACAGGACCGAACAGCUGAAAAACUUGUCUUAAGUGGGAUUCAGUUAUUUCUGCUGAACGUUUUAAGUGCCUACCUUACUAAAAACCUACAUCAGAUUAUUUUAGCAGCUACUAAUCAGCGCUUGUAAAUAUAAAAAUGCAGGCGCUGCUCUCUUUUAGCAAAUAGUUAAUGGGUUACGUAUUAACUUUUCGUUUUUACUUUUGACAGAUUCAUGACCAAGCACAAAUCACACUUACGCUUUUAAACUGCCAAUCAUGUCGACAGUUUUUGCCGCGUAACUGCGGUUGGUUUACAGAGAGGAUAAAGAUGUCUCUCAGUUAAAACCUGUGGCCGGCCUAAUAACGUCUACCAGUUAAGCAUUUAACGGUAAUUUCAACGGACACAUCAGUAGUUUUAUUUACAUACGUCGGGACAAAUACUAACGUUAUCAUGCUAGCUCGUAGUGGAUGGCAAAAUGCAAACAGCGAGCGUAAAACAAGACAGUGGAUUAUUAAUUUAAUGCUAGGGAAGAGAGUCCAACGAAGUUUUUGGAUGAUGGUUCUAUGCAAUAUACUUUAUUUGUAAAAGUUGACUUGUUUGUAUAAGGCCAGCAAUGCUAUACGAAGAAGUUACUGAGAUAAAAUGUAUAUGAUCCGAUAUUGUACGCGAUAGGAAGUAUUAUAACUACAUCCUUACUCUAUGCUAUUAGAGAACUUUAGUUUCAAGGACGAGAUUUGACUUGCGGCGUAUUUGCAAAAAGGAAACACCUCGGAAAGCUUCAUUGCACCUUUUUUCACCUUAAUAACUAGCACCAUUAUCUUAUUUUUAGGAGAUUAAGCCUUCUACCGAUCGGAACUUCUACCAUUUGAUAACUUGUUUCCGCCACUACAACAUUCUCGCUAAAACCCGUGGUAGGACGACGGCUAUUAAGUUUUCCCGCCACAAUGACGCGGUUUCACGCGCGAGCGCUGCUUAGUUUUGAGAAAAUCUCGUUCUCGUCUUCUUGCAGUCUCUCUCAUCUUAGAACCCAAAGGUCUCUACUUUGGUAGCUAGCGCAAUGAAUACUUCUUUAUGAAGAUAUUGUUUUCAUGCCUAUUAUGUACCAUCAUGAACGAACGAGCUGCGAUGUGGUAUUAGGUAAAGGAGCGGAUAGAUAAACGUACCUUAGGAGUACCAUUCAAGAAUUAUUCUGGAAAAAAGCCUGGAAAUCAUUUUGGUGAAACCAAGCUCCAUUCUUUUUUUGGGACAUCGACCAUCGGUGACUAACGUAUCUGGGCAAGUAUAAAUCGUCCUAAUCCAUGACAGGUUCUUAUAGAAAAACUAAGGUGGGUUCUAAAAUUGGUUGGUCAGCAUUUUGAUCAUAAAAUGCUCAGUUUAACCGAACUUACUUGAAACCGGCAAAGACAAUGGACCUGUUUGGCCGGUGAAAAGUCAGUUUUACGCAUGAACGUCCCAAUCGAAAUUCCGGUCUCUGUAAAUUUCAAGCCAGUUUGAAUAUUGCCUUAAAAACAGCNAAUGAAUACUUCUUUAUGAAGAUAUUGUUUUCAUGCCUAUUAUGUACCAUCAUGAACGAACGAGCUGCGAUGUGGUAUUAGGUAAAGGAGCGGAUAGAUAAACGUACCUUAGGAGUACCAUUCAAGAAUUAUUCUGGAAAAAAGCCUGGAAAUCAUUUUGGUGAAACCAAGCUCCAUUCUUUUUUUGGGACAUCGACCAUCGGUGACUAACGUAUCUGGGCAAGUAUAAAUCGUCCUAAUCCAUGACAGGUUCUUAUAGAAAAACUAAGGUGGGUUCUAAAAUUGGUUGGUCAGCAUUUUGAUCAUAAAAUGCUCAGUUUAACCGAACUUACUUGAAACCGGCAAAGACAAUGGACCUGUUUGGCCGGUGAAAAGUCAGUUUUACGCAUGAACGUCCCAAUCGAAAUUCCGGUCUCUGUAAAUUUCAAGCCAGUUUGAAUAUUGCCUUAAAAACAGCCAACAUUUCGCAACGCCACCAGCUGCAGUGGCAUGUUUCCCCGCAAAAUGACGUGUAAAAAACGAGCUAAGAAUUUUCCAUACUGAUCUGAGUAGUGACGCGUCAUCAGCAUAACAUUUCUGCGCUCGCUUCUCCGACGUUAUUUCGCGGGGAACUCGCGAAAUGCCGGCUAUUUUCUCAGGCUAGUUUAAAUAGCAAAGGAUUUUGCUCAACAUUUCAAUCAAUUCAAUCUAUGAUGCUAUGUAGUAAAGUACAUGUGUACGUCACUUGAAUUGACUUGUCUAAUAAAGAUUCUUUCGUACCACGUUACUUUGCUUAUCCUGUGUGUAAUUUGUAUGGGCUGCCGGAGGUAUAAAUUGUGCGGUGAAAGGAAUAUUUUGAACUUUUUAGAAAAAUUUACCUUUGAGGCAACGUUCAAUUAUAAGGAUAGAAAAAAUGUCUACUCUGUUAUCUCAAGGUGAUGUUACACGGGACGAUUCGCAACGACGAUUUUUAGCGCAACACAGCGUUGCAAUGUCGGGACAAUUUGUAACUACUGGAAACAAUGUUGCAACGCUUUGUUGAGCUACAAAUCGUCGUUGCGAGUCGUCUCAAGUAACAUCACCUUUACAGCAAUGAGUUGUUGGCUAUUUUUUCAAGGGCCUCCCCCCUGUCUAUCGUGCUUUUAUUAAAGCAUAAUCGCACUGAUGUAUGCGUUAAGGUACAGUGCGACGCCACUUAGACAAAGUUGACCAAUCAGAUUACAGAAAAAUAACAGUGCUUUCCAAGAAAGUUGGCUGUGGGCCAAUCAGCUAUUAGUCACUUGAAGCACAAAAUUUAAAUAUCAAUAGCAAACUUUAAAUGUUUCACCAGACGGUGUUUUCCUAUUAGAAACUAUACAUAUAACACCCAAGAGACACAUUUGUUGGAUUCAAGGUGUUCUUUUGUCAUCUACCAUCAAUUUGUUCGCUACCAUUGCCACGCUUUGCGAUAAAAUUAUGACUCCAAGUGAAAUAUUUAACUGAUGAUUACUUUUCUUUGCCUGCACAUUUACUCUAGCGGACCUCACAGGAAACAAAAGCUAUCUUUCGUGGGUUCAAAAGGUCACGUCUGCUGGUUUUAACUGGUUGAUUAAAGCUUAGACAUAUGACCUGGGUUGUUUACCGUUUACAUGGGCAAACCGGUCGGUCCACGGUUUAGGCAAAUGGUAAGCAAAAUUCAGGACUGGUAAAUUUCGUCCCAAAAUCGCGUUUACCAUUUGUACAAAUCAGUUCCAUUUGCCGCAAAACGACCGCGAAGGCCUGAAACUGGUAUCAAAAAUGGCUUUGAAGAAAUGGAACUCGAAUUUCUGUCUGGAAUAUUCCGUCCGUUCCGCUGGAACGACCAAAAAAGUCAUGUACCAUUUACUUUCCAACCGGAUUUUCUGGAAUCUUUUGGUAAAUGGUAAACAACCUUGAUUUCGCGUGCACGGCUUGUUUCGCGUGGCUUGCAUUUUCUAUAUAUNCAUAUGACCUGGGUUGUUUACCGUUUACAUGGGCAAACCGGUCGGUCCACGGUUUAGGCAAAUGGUAAGCAAAAUUCAGGACUGGUAAAUUUCGUCCCAAAAUCGCGUUUACCAUUUGUACAAAUCAGUUCCAUUUGCCGCAAAACGACCGCGAAGGCCUGAAACUGGUAUCAAAAAUGGCUUUGAAGAAAUGGAACUCGAAUUUCUGUCUGGAAUAUUCCGUCCGUUCCGCUGGAACGACCAAAAAAGUCAUGUACCAUUUACUUUCCAACCGGAUUUUCUGGAAUCUUUUGGUAAAUGGUAAACAACCUUGAUUUCGCGUGCACGGCUUGUUUCGCGUGGCUUGCAUUUUCUAUAUAUAACGGCGGAAGCGGCGGAGUUGAUCCGGGACUUCUCAUACUUUUCCCUGUUGUGACUGCUAGAAUGGGUUGCAACGGUCUGAAAAAUUUCUCAAAAGGGAAAAGGGAUUGAGAGGUGUGAAAGAAGGAGAAAUUAGUGCAAGAAAAGCAGGCCAAAUGAGGCCGGGCACCGAGCAUGAAGAAAUCCAGGAAAUCCACACUCCA